AGCCAAAUCUAAAUUGGUUUGAGAGGAGAGAAGAGGAAUGGGAGGAUGGAGCAGCUUUAUCUCUGUAGUGAGAGCCUUCUGUUUGCUUCAUGUUACCAACAACUAUCUCGGCACUGCCGUUUUUUUACAGACUUACGGUCCCAGCAUGCUCCCGACCUUGAACAUAUCAGGCAAUUUGUUGUUGGCGGAGCGCAUUUCGACCCUCACCGGCAAGCUUCGACCCGGAGAUGUUGUGAUCCUACGCUCCCCUGAGUCUCCUAGGAAGAUUGUCUGCAAACGGCUGAUCGGAAUGGAAGGUGAUCAGGUCACCUAUGUCGUCGACCCCAUGAACAGUGAUAGAUGCCAAACUGUUGUGGUUCCCAAAGGGCAUGUUUGGGUAGAGGGAGAUAACAUCUACGCUUCGAAGGAUUCCAGGAAUUUUGGAGCUGUUCCUUACGGCCUUCUUAAAGGCAGAGUGUUCUGGACGGUAUUGCCCCGUAAAGAUUUCGGAUCCUUGGCACCUAAACCAAAAUAAUUGCUUCAAUCUUUACAUAUAAGUAAACUUGUCUUCUUCAGCUUUCUUUUAGUGCCUCGCACGCACAAGAAUUGGCUGGAGGCAGAAGCGAACCUGAAAGUUCCAUCGGGCUGCGCAAUGAAGAGGAGUGGCCGCUAAGUUGUAGGAAAAGGAUUACAUUGUUUUGUCCAACUGAAAAAUCUAUGUUUUGACUUCUCAGGAAGAUGGUGUGAAGUUGGAUAGAUUCUAUUUUAGGUCCAGCCUUUGUUUGUUUGCAGUCUUGAUGUCUGGUGAUUUUAUGAAGUUAAAUGUUGAUCUGCUGA
Theobroma cacao (cacao) is the source of this 816-nucleotide messenger RNA. Its product is annotated as mitochondrial ATP-independent inner membrane protease subunit 1b-like. Lineage: Eukaryota; Viridiplantae; Streptophyta; Magnoliopsida; Malvales; Malvaceae. The record is from RefSeq and is a predicted model, not a curated record. Gene Ontology annotation, cellular component: mitochondrial inner membrane peptidase complex; membrane. Gene Ontology annotation, molecular function: serine-type endopeptidase activity.